AUGACGUCUAGGCAUGGCUCCCAGUGGUAUAACUAUUGUGGUUUUGUGGAUUUGGAAGCCUUCAAGGACAAUGAUUGCGUGUCUGACGAAGGAGAAGAGGCAGAUGAUAUUGAUGAUUUUAUCGAUGACUCCAAUGAUACCACCCAGUCUUCAAUAGCGACUUUCAGUCAUGGAAGUGAAGAUCCUACCGCGGAAGAACUAGAGGACCUUGUGUCAGCCGUAAUGGAACGUGCUAGGAAAUGUCGGCGCAUUGACACCGACUUGAAUGCACGUAAUACCGACCCUGUGGAUGGUCCUUGGGUGGUACGCUCCCGUGGUCAGCUCUGGAGAGUUCACGUGAAGAAACAUACAGAAGACCAUCUGGUAUCUCGCCUCAGACAUUACAAUACACCCGAACAUUGUCUCAUAGCAGCCUUUUGCCUGGCCCUCAUCCCUCAAUGGGUGUAUUUGGAUUGUCAAUAUGUUAAUCCUGCACUCAGAUCGCUACUUUCUUCUUCGUUUAGCGUCGUCACCACCAACGGCUGUCCCAUUCUGGAACAAAUCUCGGAUGGGGAAGAGUCCUCCAUUCAGACGAUGCAACAGGGCAAGCCUGACCCUCAACAAGGCGACUGGGUUGUAGUCACGAGAGGCCCAUAUCGCAACGACGUGGGUUGUGUGCGUGAAAUCUAUGAUUGGGGUGCAGAAGUCCUCGUCGUUCCCUGUUUCUAUGCCCACGAGCACCGACACGUACCCCAGAAAGACAAAAGAAAGAACAGCUCACUAUCUCUAUGGGAUUCCACCCGAACGCUAGACCGGCUGGGAACAACACGGCAAAUACGCCUGGAAACGUCCCGGAAACGUCCAGAUAGUGAAUACGACCAUGGUUUACUGAUCCUAGAAUGCGAAAUUCACUCUCUUGUGCCUGCAACUACGAUAUCCGUUUCAACUCUGGCUUUAUUUAUGCAAAGCCAGCAUGUCAUUAUCCUGCAGGCGGAAUCCCGAGUGCCUUGUCCCAUGGAAUGGCAUUUCCAGGUUGGAGACGUUGUGGAGCUACCCGGCCCGCCAUACGAUAGGUCAGGUGUGGUGUGCAGUGUCAACACAGUCGGCGUGGCGGUCGAUCUAGACAAUGGCGCCGGCAUACACCAAUUUCCCUUCUGCUGCCUGGUCAAAAGAAUACUUGUUGGUGAUUUCAUCGUCUGCUUGGAAUCGGGUCGCAAAGGAAUAGUACAAGCGGUGGAGAAUUUUCAUAUAGCGGCGCUGACCAAAGGGCCUGACGGGGAGAUUGAGGAGUUCCAGCGCCCCAGAAAUUUGGUUUCGCGUCAAUCUCAACACACUCAAGAUUAUAGUGACUAUGUUCUCAAGCCGACAGCUGCACCGAAUGCUAGCUGUAUUGGGCAGCAUAUUGUUAUUGCGGGUUAUGGCCUGGUGCUCGGGGGCAAAGGGGGGUUGGUGAUAGAUGUCAUCAUCGAGGAAGGACUUACAAUGGUCAUGGUCACAUUAGACGAUGAGCCUGACUUUCCUCGAAUGUUUCUUCCUGGAGAGCUUACAAUAGAGGGACAGGGUGAACAGCUUGAUAUCGGGGAAACAUCGAAAGCCCUUGAACAGAUCAAAGAUCCCAUCAAAACCACCAGCGAGACUCCUUGGAUUGGGAUACAGGUCGCUGUCUUCCAAACAGGGCAUCCACUCAGAAACAAGAUCGGCACAGUCAGGGAUGUGAUUUGCGGCCAAGAUAGCGACAGCGGACUGCGUCUCAUCAUCGUGCUAGAGACGUAUGACCCUGCAAUAACAAAUAAAGAGUAUACAGUGGACUACGAACAUGUUCUGCAGGUCGAGACCAAGCUCCCCUUGAGAUUGCAUCAGCCGCUUAUGCGUUCGCAGAUGGCUUUUCUUCCUCGACAGUCUUUCCUGCAAUCUGGCUCCGAAGAACGCAUGGCUCGCUUGGGCCAAACCCAGCCGGGCCAUUUCAUCAGAUACAGGGCUGCGACACCGCCCUCCCACCUUGAUCCGGCCUGGGAUCCCCGUUCCAAGACACCCCCUCUCCCUGGACAAAGCUCAUCUGUCUCCGGAUCUCGAUUUCAUCUGGGCUAUGAACACCACGUCAAUGGCAAAGCGAAAACUCUUGUCUUUCAUCAGGGCGGGAACAGUUCACAAGUGGAAUGCUACAUCCGUAAAGGCAAGAAAAAAAUAGAAGCAGUCUCUGCUGAGCUCGUAGAAGCCAUGCAUCCCGCCACUCCUCGCAAUUACGAAUGUUGGAUUGUGAUCAAAGGUCGGCACACUGGCAAAUAUGUCCGCUCCAUUCGCUAUGAGAAAGGGGCAACACCGAAAAUGCCGACUUGGUGGACAGUAGCCGUAGUCACUCCUGCGGAGGGCCAGGUAGAUGAGCAGACAGGAGAGGAACUGCACCUAGAAUCCACGGAUCUAUGCCUGGAGGAAGAAAGCGAGUCUUCCAGGGAAACCAACAUGCUGUUCAGCCAAAAGCUACGGGAGGAGGCGCCUCGUCAUUGACACAGAUCAAUUCAUAAUGUAAUAUACCAAUUGUACUGCCAUACCCAAUAAUGUAAU
Molecule: messenger RNA, 2541 nt
Organism: Desarmillaria tabescens
Lineage: Eukaryota; Fungi; Basidiomycota; Agaricomycetes; Agaricales; Physalacriaceae
Exons: 8
Coding region: 1-2484 (827 amino acids)
Source: RefSeq, a predicted model, not a curated record